GAGCCGGCUGUCAUUAAGGAUAUUGCUGAGAGAGAGAUUAUAGUUUGAGAUCAGAUGGUUAUGACGUUGAAGAAUAAAAUAAGGUUUGCCUUUUUAAAAAAUAAUGGCACCAGUAACACUACUGCCUUCACAAUAUUAUGGCUAUGGCUGCUGCUUAGUGGGAUUGGAGGCCAAAGUACAACACCAUUUACAACAGAAACCACAGAAGGGACAACUGAAUUCACAAUGGCCACUGAAACAACGGAAUCCUCAAAUAUUCCAACUCUGCGCAUUACAACUGAGAAACUGACAAUGACAGAGGAAACUUCCACAGCCACAACUACAACAUUAACCACAACACCAACAACAGAACUGACCAGUACUAUUUUGUCGACAACACAGGCUGCAACAACAGAUGAAACAACUGCAGCCACAACAACUGUAACCCCAACCCCUACAACUCAGGAACAAACAACAACAGUGGAAACAACCACAGCUACAAGAAUACCAUUAACUACAACACCUACAACAGAACUGACCAGUACUAUUUUGUCGACAACACAGGCUGCAACAAGUGAUGAAACAACUGCAUCAACCACUAUAAAUGAAGAACAAAGUACAGAGGAAACAACCACAUCUACAACUAUACAGACAACAGCACAAACACUAGAACUAUCAACGACACAGGUUACAACAAGUGCAGAACCAACAACAGUAGGAACAACUGCAUCUACAACUACUCCAGCUCCAACUACUCCAACUGAGGAAACAACUACAGCUCCAACUACAACAUUAACUACAGCAGCAACAACAGAACUAACCACUACCACAGAAUCAACUACACAGGCUACAAUAAAAACAGAACCAACAACAGUAGAAACAACUGUACCUACAACUACUCCAACUCCAACAACUACAAAUGAGGAAGCAACAACAACACUGGAAACAACCACAGAUACAACUGUACUGACAACAGUACCAACAACAGCAUCUACAACAACUGUAGCCCCAACCACUACAACUCAGGAACCCAGUACUACAGAGGGAACUGCUACAAGUACAACUGUACUGACAACAAUACCAACAACAGAACUAUCAACUACACAGGUUACAACAAGUGCAGAACCAACAACAGUAGGAACAACUGCAUCUACAACUACUCCAGCUCCAACUACUCCAACUGAGGAAGCAACAACUACAGAGGAAACAACUACAGCUCCAAGUACAACAUUAACUACAGCAGCAACAACAGAACUAACCACUACCACAGAAUCAACUACACAGGCUACAACAAGCACAGAACCAACAACAGUAGAAACAACUGUAUCUACAACAACUGUAGCCCCAACUAGUACAACUCAGGAGCCCAGUACUACAGAGGAAACUACUACAAGUAAAACUGUACUGACAACAAUACCAACUACAGAACUAUCAACGACACAGGUUACAACAAGUGCAGAACCAACAACAGUAGGAACAACUGCAUCUACAACUACUCCGGCUCCAACUACUCCAACUGAGGAAGCAACAACUACAGAGGAAACAACUACAGCUUCAAGUACAACAUCAUCUACAGCAGCAAAAACAGAACUAACCACUACCACAGAAUCAACUACACAGGCUACAAUAAGCACAGAACCAACAACAGUAGAAUCAACUGCAUCUACAACUACUCCAGCUCCAACAACUACAACUGAGGAAGCAACAACAACACUGGAAACAACCACAGAUACAACUGUACUGACAACAGUACCAACAACAGCAUCUACAAUAACUGUAGCCCCAACCACUACAACUCAGGAACCCAGUACUACAGAGGGAACUGCUACAAGUACAACUGUACUGACAACAAUACCAACAACAGAACUAUCAACUACACAGGUUACAACAAGUGCAGAACCAACAACAGUAGGAACAACUGCAUCUACAACUACUCCAGCUCCAACUACUCCAACUGAGGAAGCAACAACUACAGAGGAAACAACUACAGCUCCAAGUACAACAUCAACUACAGCAGCAACAACAGAACUAACCACUACCACAGAAUCAACUACACAGGCUACAACAAGCACAGAACCAAAAACAGUAGAAUCAACUGCAUCUACAACUACUCAAGCUCCAACAACUACAACUGAGGAAGCAACAACAACACUGGAAACGACCACAGAUACAACUGUACUGACAACAGUACUAACAACAGCAUCUACAACAACUGUAGCCCCAACCACUACAACUCAGGAAUCCAGUACUACAGAGGAAACUACUCCAAGUACAACUGUACUGACAAAAAUACCAACUACAGAACUAUCAACUACACAGGUUACAACAAGUGCAGAACCAACAACAGUAGGAACAACUGCAUCUACAACUACUCCGGCUCCAACUACUACAACUGAGGAAGCAACAACUACAGAGGAAACAACUACAGCUCCAAGUACAACAUUAACUACAGCAGCAACAACAGAACUAACCACUACCACAGAAUCAACUACACAGUCUACAUUAAGCACAGAACCAACAACAGUAGAAACAAUUAUAUCCACAACAAUUGUAGACCCAACUAGUACAACUCAGGAGCCCAGUACUACAGAGGAAACUACUACAAGUACAACUGUACUGACAACAAUACCAACUACAGAACUAUCAACUACACAGGUUACAACAAGUACAGAACCAACAACUGUAGAAACAACUGCAUCUACAACUACUCCAGCUCCAACUACUCCAACUGAGGAAGCAACAACUACAGACGAAACAACUACAGCUUCAAGUACAACAUUAACUACAGCAGCAACAACAGAACUAACCACUACCACAGAAUCAACUACACAGGCUACAACAAGCACAGAACCAACAACAGUAGAAACAACUGUAUCUACAACUACUCCAGCUCCAACAACUACAACUGAGGAAGCAAGAACAACACUGGAAACAACCACAGAUACAACUGUACUUACAACAGUACCAACAACAGCAUCUACAACAAUUGUAGCCCCAACCACUACAACUCAGGAACCCAGUACCACAGAAGAAACUACUACAAAUACAACUGUACUGACAACAAUACCAACUACACAACAAUCAACUACACAGGUUACAACAAGUGCAGAACCAACAACAGUAGGAACAACUGCAUUUACAACUACUACAGCUCCAACUAUUCCAACUGAGGAAGCAACAACUACAGAGGAAACAACUACAGCACCAAGUAAAACAUUAACAACAGCAGCAACAACAGAACUAACAACUACCACAGAAUCAACUACACACGCUACAACAAGCCCAGAACCAACAACAGUAGAAACAACUGUAUCUACAACUACUCCAUCUCCAACAACUACAAUUGAGGAAGCAAGAACAACACUGGAAACAACCACUGCUACAACUGUACUGACAACAGUACCAACAACAGCAUCUACAACAACUGUAGCCCCAACCACUACAACUCAGGAACCAAGUACUACAGAGGAAACUACUACAAGUACAACUGUACUGACAACAAUACCAACUACAGAACUAUCAACUACACAGGUUACAAUAAGUGCAGAACCAGCAACAGUAGGAACAACUGCAUCUACAACUACUCCAGCGCCAACUAUUCCAACUGAGGAAGCAACAACUACAGAGGAAACAACUACAGCUCCAAGUACAACAUUAACAACAGCAGCAACAACAGAACUAACAACUACCACAGAAUCAACUACACAGGCUACAACAAGCACAGAACCAACAACGAUAGAAACAAUUAUAUCUACAGCAACUGUAGCCCCAACUAGUACAACUCAGGAGCCCAGUACUACAGAGGAAACUACGAAAAGUACAACUGUACUGAUAUCAAUACCAACAACAGAACUAUCAACUACACAGGUUACAACAAGUGCAGAACCAACAACAAUAGGAACAACUGCAUCUACAACUACUCCAGCUCCAACUACCCCAACUGAGGAAGCAACAACUACAGAGGAAACAACUACAGCUCCAAGUACAACAUUAACAACAGCAGCAACAACAGAACUAACCACUACCACAGAAUCAACUACACAGGCUACAACAAGCACAGAACCAACAACAGUAGAAACAAUUAUAUCUACAACAACUGUAGCCCCAACUAGUACAACUCAGGAGCCCAGUACUACAGAGGAAACUACUACAAGAACAACUGUACUGACAACAAUACCAACUACAGAACAAUCAACUACACAGGUUACAACAAGUGCAGAUACAACAACAGUAGGAACAACUGCAUCUACAACUACUCCAGCUCCAACUGAGGAAGCAACAACUACACUGGAAACAACCACGGAUACAACUGUACUGACAACAGUACCAACAACACCAUCUACAACAACUGUAGCCCCAACCACUACAACUCAGGAACCCAGUACUACAGAGGAAACUACUACAAGUACAACUGUACUGACAAAAAUACCAACUACAGAACUAUCAACUACACAAUUUACGAGUGCAGAACCAACAACAGAAGGAACAACUGCAUCUACAACUACUCCAGGUCCAAGUACUCCAACUGAGGAAGCAACAACUACAGAGGAAACAACUACAGCUCCAAGUACAACAUUAACAACAGCAGCAACAACAGAACUAACAACUACCACAGAAUCAACUACACAGGCUACAACAAGCACAGAACCAACAACUGUAGAAACAACUGCAUCUACAACUACUCCAGCUCCAACUACUCCAAUUGAGGAAGCAACAACUACAGAGGAAACAACUACAGCUCCAAGUACAACAUUAACUACAGCAGCAACAACAGAACUAACCACUACCACAGAAUCAACUACACAGUCUACAAUAAGCACAGAACAAACAACAGUAGAAACAACUGUAUCUACAACUACUCCAGCUCCAACAACUACAACUGAGGAAGCAACAACAACACUGAAAACAACCACAGAUACAACUGUACUGACAACAGUACCAACAACAGCAUCAACAACAACUGUAGCCCCAACCACUACAACUCAGGAACCCAGUACUACAGAGGGAACUACUACAAGUACAACUGUACUGACAACAAUACCAACUACAGAACUAUCAACUACACAGGUUACAACAAGUACAGAACCAACAACUGUAGAAACAACUGCAUCUACAACUACUCCAGCUCCAACUGAGGAAGCAACAACUACAGAGGAAACAACUACAGCUCCAAGUACAACAUCAUCUACAGCAGCAAAAACAGAACUAACCACUACCACAGAAUCAACUACACAGGCUACAACAAGCACAGAACCAACAACAGUAGAAUCAACUGCAUCUACAACUACUCCAGCUCCAACAACUACAACUGAGGAAGCAACAACAACACUGGAAACAACCACAGAUACAACUGUACUGACAACAGUACUAACAACAGCAUCUACAACAACUGUAGCCCCAACCACUACAACUCAGGAAUCCAGUACUACAGAGGAAACUACUCCAAGUACAACUGUACUGACAAAAAUACCAACUACAGAACUAUCAACUACACAGGUUACAACAAGUGCAGAACCAACAACAGUAGGAACAACUGCAUCUACAACUACUCCGGCUCCAACUACUACAACUGAGGAAGCAACAACUACAGAGGAAACAACUACAGCUCCAAGUACAACAUUAACUACAGCAGCAACAACAGAACUAACCACUACCACAGAAUCAACUACACAGUCUACAUUAAGCACAGAACCAACAACAGUAGAAACAAUUAUAUCCACAACAACUGUAGACCCAACUAGUACAACUCAGGAGCCCAGUACUACAGAGGAAACUACUACAAGUACAACUGUACUGACAACAAUACCAACUACAGAACUAUCAACUACACAGGUUACAACAAGUACAGAACCAACAACUGUAGAAACAACUGCAUCUACAACUACUCCAGCUCCAACUACUCCAACUGAGGAAGCAACAACUACAGACGAAACAACUACAGCUUCAAGUACAACAUUAACUACAGCAGCAACAACAGAACUAACCACUACCACAGAAUCAACUACACAGGCUACAACAAGCACAGAACCAACAACUGUAGAAACAACUGCAUCUACAACUACUCCAGCUCCAACUACUUCAACUAAGGAAGCAACAACUACAGAGGAAACAACUACAGCUCCAAGUACAACAUUAACUACAGCAGCAACAACAGAACUAACCACUACCACAGAAUCAACUACACAGGCAACAAUAAGCACAGAACCAACAACAGUAGAAACAACUGUAUCUACAACUACUCCAGCUCCAACAACUACAACUGAGGAAGCAAGAACAACACUGGAAACAACCACAGAUACAACUGUACUUACAACAGUACCAACAACAGCAUCUACAACAAUUGUAGCCCCAACCACUACAACUCAGGAAUCCAGUACUACAGAGGAAACUACUCCAAGUACAACUGUACUGACAAAAAUACCAACUACAGAACUAUCAACUACACAGGUUACAACAAGUGCAGAACCAACAACAGUAGGAACAACUGCAUUUACAACUACUACAGCUCCAACUAUUCCAACUGAGGAAGCAACAACUACAGAGGAAACAACUACAGCACCAAGUAAAACAUUAACAACAGCAGCAACAACAGAACUAACAACUACCACAGAAUCAACUACACACGCUACAACAAGCCCAGAACCAACAACAGUAGAAACAACUGUAUCUACAACUACUCCAUCUCCAACAACUACAAUUGAGGAAGCAACAACAACAGAGGAAACAACCACUGCUACAACUGUACUGACAACAGUACCAACAACAGCAUCUACAACAACUGUAGCCCCAACCACUACAACUCAGGAACCAAGUACUACAGAGGAAACUACUACAAGUACAACUGUACUGACAACAAUACCAACUACAGAACUAUCAACUACACAGGUUACAAUAAGUGCAGAACCAGCAACAGUAGGAACAACUGCAUCUACAACUACUCCAGCGCCAACUAUUCCAACUGAGGAAGCAACAACUACAGAGGAAACAACUACAGCUCCAAGUACAACAUUAACAACAGCAGCAACAACAGAACUAACAACUACCACAGAAUCAACUACACAGGCUACAACAAGCACAGAACCAACAACGAUAGAAACAAUUAUAUCUACAACAACUGUAGCCCCAACUAGUACAACUCAGGAGCCCAGUACUACAGAGGAAACUACGAAAAGUACAACUGUACUGAUAUCAAUACCAACAACAGAACUAUCAACUACACAGGUUACAACAAGUGCAGAACCAACAACAAUAGGAACAACUGCAUCUACAACUACUCCAGCUCCAACUACCCCAACUGAGGAAGCAACAACUACAGAGGAAACAACUACAGCUCCAAGUACAACAUUAACAACAGCAGCAACAACAGAACUAACCACUACCACAGAAUCAACUACACAGGCUACAACAAGCACAGAACCAACAACAGUAGAAACAAUUAUAUCUACAACAACUGUAGCCCCAACUAGUACAACUCAGGAGCCCAGUACUACAGAGGAAACUACUACAAGAACAACUGUACUGACAACAAUACCAACUACAGAACAAUCAACUACACAGGUUACAACAAGUGCAGAUACAACAACAGUAGGAACAACUGCAUCUACAACUACUCCAGCUCCAACUGAGGAAGCAACAACUACACUGGAAACAACCACGGAUACAACUGUACUGACAACAGUACCAACAACACCAUCUACAACAACUGUAGCCCCAACCACUACAACUCAGGAACCCAGUACUACAGAGGAAACUACUACAAGUACAACUGUACUGACAAAAAUACCAACUACAGAACUAUCAACUACACAGGUUACAACAAGUGCAGAACCAACAACAGAAGGAACAACUGCAUCUACAACUACUCCAGGUCCAAGUACUCCAACUGAGGAAGCAACAACUACAGAGGAAACAACUACAGCUCCAAGUACAACAUUAACAACAGCAGCAACAACAGAACUAACAACUACCACAGAAUCAACUACACAGGCUACAACAAGCACAGAACCAACAACAGUAGAAACAAUUAUAUCUACAACAACUGUAGCCCCAACUAGUACAACUCAGGAGCCCAGUACUACAGAGGAAACUACUAAAAGUACAACUGUACUGAUAUCAAUACCAACAACAGAACUAUCAACUACACAGGUUACAACAAGUGCAGAACCAAGAACAGUAGGAACAACUGCAUCUACAACUACUCCAGCUCCAACUACUCCAACUGAGGAAGCAACAACUACAGAGGAAACAACUACAGCUCCAAGUACAACAUUAACUACAGCAGCAACAACAGAACUAACCACUACCACAGAAUCAACUACACAGGCUACAAUAAGCACAGAACCAACAACAGUAGAAACAACUGUAUCUACAACUACUCCAGCUCCAACAACUACAACUGAGGAAGCAAGAACAACACUGGAAACAACCACAGAUACAACUGUACUUACAACAGUACCAACAACAGCAUCUACAACAAUUGUAGCCCCAACCACUACAACUCAGGAACCCAGUACCACAGAAGAAACUACUACAAAUACAACUGUACUGACAACAAUACCAACUACACAACAAUCAACUACACAGGUUACAACAAGUGCAGAACCAACAACAGUAGGAACAACUGCAUUUACAACUACUACAGCUCCAACUAUUCCAACUGAGGAAGCAACAACUACAGAGGAAACAACUACAGCACCAAGUAAAACAUUAACAACAGCAGCAACAACAGAACUAACAACUACCACAGAAUCAACUACACACGCUACAACAAGCCCAGAACCAACAACAGUAGAAACAACUGUAUCUACAACUACUCCAUCUCCAACAACUACAAUUGAGGAAGCAAGAACAACACUGGAAACAACCACUGCUACAACUGUACUGACAACAGUACCAACAACAGCAUCUACAACAACUGUAGCCCCAACCACUACAACUCAGGAACCAAGUACUACAGAGGAAACUACUACAAGUACAACUGUACUGACAACAAUACCAACUACAGAACUAUCAACUACACAGGUUACAAUAAGUGCAGAAGAAGCAACAGUAGGAACAACUGCAUCUACAACUACUCCAGCGCCAACUAUUCCAACUGAGGAAGCAACAACUACAGAGGAAACAACUACAGCUCCAAGUACAACAUUAACAACAGCAGCAACAACAGAACUAACAACUACCACAGAAUCAACUACACAGGCUACAACAAGCACAGAACCAACAACGAUAGAAACAAUUAUAUCUACAGCAACUGUAGCCCCAACUAGUACAACUCAGGAGCCCAGUACUACAGAGGAAACUACGAAAAGUACAACUGUACUGAUAUCAAUACCAACAACAGAACAAUCAACUACACAGGUUACAACAAGUGCAGAUACAACAACAGUAGGAACAACUGCAUCUACAACUACUCCAGCUCCAACUGAGGAAGCAACAACUACACUGGAAACAACCACGGAUACAACUGUACUGACAACAGUACCAACAACACCAUCUACAACAACUGUAGCCCCAACCACUACAACUCAGGAACCCAGUACUACAGAGGAAACUACUACAAGUACAACUGUACUGACAAAAAUACCAACUACAGAACUAUCAACUACACAGGUUACAACAAGUGCAGAACCAACAACAGAAGGAACAACUGCAUCUACAACUACUCCAGGUCCAAGUACUCCAACUGAGGAAGCAACAACUACAGAGGAAACAACUACAGCUCCAAGUACAACAUUAACAACAGCAGCAACAACAGAACUAACAACUACCACAGAAUCAACUACACAGGCUACAACAAGCACAGAACCAACAACAGUAGAAACAAUUAUAUCUACAACAACUGUAGCCCCAACUAGUACAACUCAGGAGCCCAGUACUACAGAGGAAACUACUAAAAGUACAACUGUACUGAUAUCAAUACCAACAACAGAACUAUCAACUACACAGGUUACAACAAGUGCAGAACCAACAACAGUAGGAACAACUGCAUCUACAACUACUCCAGCUCCAACUACUCCAACUGAGGAAGCAACAACUACAGAGGAAACAACUACAGCUUCAACUACAACAUUAACUACAGCAGCAACAACAGAACUAACCACUACCACAGAAUUAACUACACAGGCUACAACAAGCACAGAACCAACAACAGUAGAAACAACUGUAUCUACAACUACUCCAGCUCCAACAACUACAACUGAGGAAGCAACAACAACAGAGAAAAGAACCACUGCUACAACUGUACUGACAACAGUACCAACAACAGCAUCUACAACAACUGUAGCCCCAACCACUACAACUCCGGAAGCCAGUACUACAGAGGAAACUACUACAAGUACAACUGUACUGACAACAAUACCAACUACAGAACUAUCAACUACACAGGUUACAACAAAUGCAGAACCAACAACAGAAGGAACAACUGCAUCUACAACUACUCCAGGUCCAAGUACUCCAACUGAGGAAGCAAGAACUACAGAGGAAACAACUACAACUCCAAGUACAACAUUAUCUACAGCAGCAACAACAAAACUAACCACUACCACAGAAUCAACUACACAGGCUACAACAAGCACAGGACCAACAACAGUAGAAACAACUGUAUCUGCAAGUACUACAGCUCCAAUCACUACAACUGAGGAAGCAAGAACUACAGAGGAAACAACCAUAGCUACAACAGUACUGAGUAAAGCACCAACAACAGAACUAUCAACUACACAGGCUACUACAAGCACAAAACCAACAACAGUAGGAACAUCUGCAUCUACAACUACUCUAGCUCCAAGCAUUACAAGUGAGGAAGCAACAACUAGAGAGGCAAUAAUCAGAGUUACAACUACAACUUUAACUAGAGCAGCAACAACAGAAUUUACCACUUCCACAGAAUCAACUACACAGGCUACAACAAGCACAGGACAAACAGUAGAAACAACUGCAUCUACAACAACUCCAGUUUCAACCACUGUAACUGAAGAAGCAACAACUAUAGAGGAAAUAACCACAACUAGAACUACAACUGAAACUGCAGCAGCAACAAUAAAAUUUACCACUUCCACAGUAUCAGCUACAAUGGCUACAACAAGCAAAGUACCAACGACAGUAGAAACAACUGCAUCUAUAGCUACUUCAGCUCCAACCAGUACAAUUCAGGAACCUACAACUACAACAGUACCUACAGCACCAACAACAGAACUGACCACUAGCACUCUAUCCACAACAGAGGCUACAACAAGCACACAGCCAACAACUGAACAAACAACUGCAUUCACAACAACUGUAGCCUCAACCACUACAACUCAGGAACAAACAACAACAGUGGAAACAACCACAGCUACUAGUAUACCAUCCACUACAACACCUACAACAGAACUGACCAGUACUAUUGUGUCCACAACACAGGCUGCAACAACAGAUGAAACAACUGCAUCUUCAACAACUGUAGGCCCAACCACUACAACCCAGGAACCAAGUACUACAGAGGAAAGAACCACAGCUACAAGUGUACUGACAACAGCACAAACAACAGAACUAUCAACUGCACAGGCUACAGCAAGCACAGAACCAACGACAGUAGACACUAUGGCAUCUACAGCUACUUCAGCUCCAACCAGUACAAUUCAGGAACCAAUGAUUACAACACUACCUACAGAACCAACAACAGAACUGACCACUAGCACUAUAUCCACAAGAGAGGCUACAACAAGCACUCAGCCAACAACAGAAGAAACAACUCCAUCUACAACAACUGUAGCCCCAACCACUACAAUUCAGGAACAAACAACAACAGUGGAAACAACCACAGCUACGAGUAUAUCAUCAACUACAACACCUUCAACAGAACUGACCACUAGCACUAUAUCCACAACAGAGGCUACAACAAACACGCAGCCAACAACAGAAGAAACAUCUGCCUCUACGACAACUGUAGCCCCAACCACUACAUCUGAGGAACCAACAACUACAGAGGAAACAACCACAGGUACAACUGUACUGACAACAACACCAACAACAGGACUGGCCACUAGCAGAGUAUCAACUAUAAAGGCUACAACAAGCACAGGACCAACAACAGUAGAAACAACUGUAACUACUACUCCAGCUCCAAGCACUACAACAGAGGAAGCAACAACUACCAAGAACACAACCACAGCUACAACUACAACAUUAAGUACAGCAGCAACAACAGAACUGACAUCUACCACAGUAACAACCACAAAGGCUACAACAAGCACAGAACCAAUAACAGUAGAAGCUAUUGCAUCUACAACUACUCCAGCUCAAAGCAAUACAACUGAGGAAGCAACAACUACACAAGAAACAACCACAGCUUCAACUGUACUGACUACAGCACCAACAACAGAACUAUCAACUACACAGGCUACAACACAGGCUACAACUUCUCCAGCUCCAUCAACAGCAAUCACAGUACCAACAAGUGCAGAAACAAUUACUCCUGCAAGGAGUAAAGCUUUAAUUACUACAGUUGAAGCAUCAAUAUCUACAGAGGAAAGUCCAACAACAUCACCUAGAACUGCACAAUCAAUAACAACUACUACUGAGUUCACAACACAGACUAUACCUUCUACAGCAACACCUUCAUUAAUACCUGGUUCAGCUGUGGUACAGACCAGGAUGGUCUUCAAUUCCUCCUCUCCUGUUCCCAGUGAGAGUUUGGUCCUCAGUGCGAUCCAGACUCUUCUCAGUGCUCGACUCACGAACCUCUCUGACUCUGUAAAAGUGCUGAACUUCACCUACGAGAGUAUGUUUUCUUUACUAAUACAUAUUACAGCUACAACUCUUCACAUCAUUGUCCUAUCCAUAUGA
Ictalurus punctatus (channel catfish) is the source of this 12801-nucleotide messenger RNA. Its product is annotated as mucin-19. The coding region runs from base 55 to 12801 and encodes 4248 amino acids. The record is from RefSeq and is a predicted model, not a curated record. The transcript is spliced from 4 exons. Lineage: Eukaryota; Metazoa; Chordata; Actinopteri; Siluriformes; Ictaluridae.